CUUCCGGGUGCGCCUUGCGGCAGCUUCAGCUCUGUAACGGAGCCGGCUUGAAAAGUUCUGUUUGUUUUUCUCUGAGCGCUGCUGCUGGAUGCUGUGAGGGAAGCUCUGGCAAGUUCCUCAUUCGCGACAUGAAUGGAAUGACCUAUGAUGAUGUGCAUGUAAACUUCACUGGAGAAGAGUGGGCUUUGCUGGAUCCUUCCCAGAAGAAGCUCUACAAGGAUGUGAUGCUGGAAACCUACAGAAACCUCACUGCUAUAGGUUACAGUUGGGAAAACUGUAAUAUUGAAGAACACUUUCAACAUUCUAGAAGACAUGGAAGGCAUGAAAGAAGUCCUACUGGAGAAAAACCUUCUGUGUAUACUCAAUGUGAUAAAGCAUUUGCACAUCACAGUAAUCCUCAAAAACGUCACCCAAUUCAUACUGCAGAGAAACCUUAUAAAGGCAUUCAACGUGGUAAAGCCUUUGGACAUCACAAUCAUUUUCCAAGACAUGAAAGAAUUCAUGCUGGAGAGAAACCUUAUGAAUGUAAUCAGUGUGGUAAAGCCUUUGCCCAUCGUAGUUAUCUCCGAAAGCAUAGAAGAAUUCAUAGUGGAGAGAAACCCCAUGAAUGUAAUCAAUGUGGUAAAGCCUUUGCAUGUCACAGUAAUCUCCGAAUACAUAAAAGAACACAUACUGGAGAGAAACCCUAUGAAUGUAACCAAUGUGGUCAAGCCUUUGCAUGUCAAGGUAACCUCCGAUUACAUGAAAGAACACAUACUGGAGAGAAACCUUAUGAAUGUAAUCAGUGUGGUCAAGCCUUUGCAUCUCACAGUCAUCUCCAAAUACAUAAAAGAACACAUACCGGAGAGAAGCCCUACAAAUGUAAUCAGUGUGAUAAAGCCUUUUCACAAGGCAGUUCCCUACAAAUACAUAAAAGAACACAUACUAGAGAGAAACCCUAUGAAUGUAAUCAAUGUGGUAAAGCCUAUAUAUGUCAUAGUAGUCUCCGAAUACAUAAAAGAACACAUACUGGAGAGAAGCCCUAUGAAUGUAAUCAAUGUGGUAAAGCCUUUGCAAGUCACAGUACUCUCCGAAUACAUAAAAGGACACACACUGCAGAGAAACCCUAUGAGUGUAAUCAAUGUGGUAAAGCCUUUACACGGCAUAAUAGUCUCCAAAUACAUAAAAGAACACAUACUGGAGAGAAACCCUACAAAUGUGAUCAAUGUGAUAAAGCCUUUUCACAACAAGGUCAUCUCAGAAUACAUAAAAGAACACAUACUGGAGAGAAACCUUAUGAAUGUAAACAGUGUCAUAAAACCUUUGCGCGUCAAAGUCAUCUUCAGAUUCAUGAAAGAAUUCAUACUGGAGAGAAACCUUACAGAUGUAAUCAAUGUGAUAGAGCCUUUGCACAGUAUGGUAGUCUUCAAGUACAUAAAAGUACACAUACUGCUGAGAAACCCUAUAUGUGUAAUGAAUGUGGAAAAGCUUUUUCACAACACAGUUAUCUCCGAAUACAUAAAAGAACACAUACUAGAGAGAAACCCUGUAAAUAAGCAAUGUGGUAAAGCCUUUGUGUGUAGCAGAAGUCUUUAAAAUCAAGAGCAAAAUAAUAAUGCAGAGAAAAGACACACACACACAAAUACAGUUAGGGUGGUAAAGUUGCACUUCAUGACAUUAUUAUACAAGAGUAAAACCUUUCAUGUUAUCAAUCUGUUAAAGCCUUUGCACAUCACAGUAGUUUUAAGUGCUGAAAAAAAAACCCGACUCUGAAUGGAAUCUACAACUAUAAAGGAUUUAAUCAGAUAUUUAGCCAAUAAAUUUAUAUUAAGUUACAGAAAAUUAUUUAUUGCGGGGAAUAAAUCUUACAAGUUUCAACAAUGUAUUCAAGAAUUAUUAUGUCCCUCUAUUAUGUCCUGAUGAUCUGGAAGAAAUGUAAGAUUGAUUGCAUCAGAAGUAUCUGAAGCCUUGGCACCUUAAAGAAGUUUCAGAGUCCAAAUCUCUAUAAAAUGAAGAAGAGUGAAAAGAAAGAUCAGGAGAGAAAGUGACAAGUCUUAAAAAGUAGCUAAGCAUUUGACCAAUGUCACAAGACAGUUUAUCUCAAAUGUGAUAAAAAAAAAUCAAGGCAGCAGUGAGAGCCCUCAAGGAAACAUGUAACUUGUUUGUCUGCUGGAGUCUAUGUCUCCCAUAAGGAGAGAAAGCUGUUUGCAGGCAUGAAGACCGACUUGUAUGAACAGCAUGGUGGUAUUCUGCUUCUCUGAAGCCUGUAAACUUCUGUUAGGAGGAUGUCAGGAAAUCCUGAGCCUUAAACAGAAGUCAUUCUAAGACUGCGGCAAUCAUGUCUUUGCAAAGAGCUGUAAGAGGUAUGGAAGAAAUAUCAAGGAGAGAGUUUUGGAUUUGAAAACCAAAGGAUCAAAAAUCUAGAGUGCAAUGCUCAGGGUGUACCUGAGGACAAGCUGGCUCCUACUCUACCCGCUGCAUCCACUUAGCUGUGGUGGCUCAACCCCUCCAGGUCUUCCACUUUCCUUAUUCUUGGCAACUUACAAUGUAGCUGCCAAUAAGAGCACUGUGCCCUUUCCCUGGCAGUCCCCACCCAUUCAUUAAUUCCUGUAACCUGCAUCCCUGGGAAGACAGGAUAUUCUAAAGAAUAUUUCUCCCUUUUGCUAACAUUUAGUGAAGCCAUGGACUGCAUGAAAUUCAAAUUUCCUGGGUAAUCACAUUCUCGGUAAAACUGAGUUUUCAAGAGCAGAAUGCUUCUCCUGAAGAAACAUUUGUAUAUUGUAGGAGAUAGAGGAUCUAAGAAUGCAGUAGGUUUGAGGGACAGCUGGAAAAUUGUUAGAGUGCUUGGAUGGAUUACUUACUUGGCAUAUCUCUUUUUCCUUCCACCUAAAUAUGUUUCUACCCCAAGGAUUGAAUGGUUGCUUCUAUCUUUGUCAUUGUUCCUAUUUAGUCACACUCAAUACAUACCAUGUUUCUAAUUUUCAUGAUA
This is a messenger RNA of Apodemus sylvaticus (European woodmouse), 2968 nucleotides long. RefSeq names its product zinc finger protein 431-like. Gene Ontology annotation, biological process: regulation of DNA-templated transcription. NCBI's taxonomy places the organism in Eukaryota, Metazoa, Chordata, Mammalia, Rodentia, Muridae. The transcript is spliced from 4 exons. The coding region runs from base 129 to 1535 and encodes 468 amino acids. The record is from RefSeq and is a predicted model, not a curated record.